GUGAGCCGGGAGGUGAGCUUCAGUCAUUAAGAGUGAAAGAGAUGAAACACUAAAGUGUCUGCGAUGCAAAAACGAGUAGAAGAAGGUCAGGUGACAAAGCUGCAUGAUAAUUAAAUACAGAACCGUCUGUGAGCGAUGGGAAGCGAGAUCCACAUCCUUACUGUCUCACCUGUCUGCUUAGGUCCUAAUCAAAGUCCCGACUGCUUUUAGUAGUUUUCGCGGAGAAAAAAAAUGAAAAGCUUUUUGCUUCGCUGGGUUUUUAUCUUCGCGAUGCUGCAGCGGAGCGUCAGGCAGACGGCUGCUUCACCGGACACAGAGUUGAACUGCUGUGAAGGGGACAUUCUCCUGUUGCUGGACUCCUCUGGAAGCGUGACCACUUCUGAGUUCUCUCGCUUUUUGACCUUUGUUGCCAAACUCCUCCACCCGUUUACCCUGGGCCGGGGCCACGUCAGGGUGGCUCUGCUGCUGGUGAGUACCACUCCUCAGCUGGAGUUCAGCCUGGAUGUCCACAGCAACCAGGAGAGUCUGCUGAGAGCCCUGCAGAGCGUCCACCAGCAGCAGGGAGACACCAACACGAAGGCCGCCAUAGAGCUGGCAAAGCGGCUGCUGUUGGAGGCAGACGGGGACGUCCCCAAGGUGCUGCUGUGGCUGACGGACGGAGUCCAGCCUGGAGACGUGGAGAAGGCGAUGUCUGAGCUGAAGGCUCGCGGAGUUUAUGUGUUAAUUGUUUAUACGAUUCAUGGCAACCACCGGGUGUUACAGCGCAUGGCGACGCCUCCGCUGGAGUCACACCUGUACUCCGUGGACAUGGAAAGCAUCGACAUCAUUACAGAAGACCUGAGGGAGGCCAUCAUCAAAAUCAUUCGUGCAGAACGACUGAGCGUGGUUCGAUUGACUUCCCAUAGUGCAGUGCUGCAAUGGCGUCCUGUUCUGGCUGCUGACAGCGGUCACUAUGAGCUGAGCUAUAAAGCUGUGGAUGAUCGCCGCUCUGAGAAAACUAGGGUUCUCCCCAGCAGCUCCAGCCAGGCGGAGCUGACCCAGCUGCAGCCCGACACGACGUACACGGCCUCCCUCCGGCCAGAGUCCAACCAGCGGCUGCACAGCACACUGACUGUGAAGUUCACCACACUUCCUGAUGUUUUAAGUCCAGCAGAGGUCACCUUGUCCGACCCUGGCCCCCGUCAGGUCCGCGUCAGCUGGGGCCCGCUGCAGCCGGCUCGGGUACAGCGAUACACUCUGGAGUACGGAGCGAUUCCAAGCGGUCGUGUUCACACUGUGGAUGUGAGCAACCAGAAAAGCUCUGUGUUGCUGAGAAACCUGGAGCCAGGCACUCGGUACCUGAUCACAGUGAGCGCUCUACACCUGGAUGGAAAGGAGAGAGCCAUGUCUGUGAGAGCCUGCACUCAGGAAGAAGCUCGGCCCGCCCUGACCGACCUCCGGCUGACCCUGACAGAUCAGCAGGAAGGGAAUGAGGUCCAAGCAUCCUGGCAGACCAACACAGAAGGACUGAAAGGUUACUGGGUCAGCUGGGAGAGAAAAGGUUCCCAAAACUCCCAGUCAGAACGCUCCCUCUCCACCGCUUAUCUUCCCCCUUCGCCUCCUUCAGUCCGACUCGCCCACCCCGCUCCGAACAGCCGGGUGUGUGUGUCUCCUGUCUACAGCUCUGGACGAGGAGAUGGGAUCUGCUGCACUGCCAAGACAAGCAGCGGGUAGAUGGCCUGACAGGAUCCGUUCAUCUAAUUACUGCAAUUAUAUUCAUGAAGCGUUGGAUUCUUACUGGAGUGUCUCUGUAGAGUAUUUCAGUCUGUGUGGAUGAAAACUGGGGAGUCAAACCGAGUAUCUUACAGCACUGCAGAUACAUCCUAGUCUGUUAUCUUAUUUCCUGAGGUUUAUUUUAUUUGUGUACAGAAGAUUUAGAGCAAAAUCAGUCAUGAAGAUACUUUAAUAUCAGUCCAAUCUGUCUCUUGUUUGCACCAUCACUCACUUCAUCUAAAGAAAUGAAAACCUGGAACAAACACAAACCUUAAACUUGUGACAUUUAAGUGUUUUAGCUAUGAUCUCCACUUCUUAAAUUUAUUUUUGCUGCUCCAGUUUUUAAGAGAAUUAAUUCCUUAGUUUAAUUCCUUGUCUAAUUAGUACAACUUUCUCUAAAAGAUCCAAUAGAAACACUUCUUUGUAAUCAAAUUGAAGCAGUGUUUAUUAGGGCUAACUAUUGAUAAAUUAAUCCAGAUUUAUGUAAAGCACAUCACUUAUGCUAACUUCAUGUUUUGUUCAACUCGUUUCCUUUUUUCUUGCACAUUUAUCGCCAUCUAGAGGCUGGAUCAAGUACAGUUGUGGUAAAAAAGAAAGCACACCCUCAGUCAAAAUCAUCCAUUUUUUAAUAAUUCACAAAACUAUUAAAUACUCUGCUUAAAUCCAUAACUUCAAUCAUGUUGAUGUUUAAAAUGAAAGCUAAAAUGCACAUCCCAAAAAUCUCUACAAAAUACAGAAUCAUUUAAUAAAUUUGAAUAUUAUUAAAAUAUUUUAUCUGUAACUCAGUUCAAUAAGUCAAACACAUUACAAAGAUUAAUUGCAGACAAAUUGAUGUGUUCAACUCUUUAUUUUAGUUAGUUUUCCACUAAUAAAAACGUGACAUAAAGGACCAGUCAGAAAAAUAAGAAAAAAACAUUUUAAUACAGAAAAUAUGAGCUUGAUAAAAAGCUUGCACUUUAAUAUUUAUAUAAUAUUAAUAUCUAAGGAGUUUAAUACCUGCUUAAAUAUUAUUUUCAAAAGGUACCUUUAAUCAGACCAAUGAGCCUCAUUGGACCGUUAAUUGUAAUUUAUUUAAUUUGACUUUUUGUUAGCAGCGUACUCUCCUUUCAGUUUGAAUCUAUAUUACAGUCAAGUCUGAGUAAUGUUUGCUGAGAUUGAUAAAACAUAUUGAUUAAAAGAAAAUGACAAAUAUGUCAUUAUUCUGUUAAAUGCAUCUUUUUGAAAAUAUGUUUCUUUUCUCAAUGCUGAUUACUGCAGCUGUGAAUAGAUUUACAACCCUUGCUUAGCGUACUUCAGCUUUUUUCAAAAUACAUUUCUAUGAAAUGAUUGCAUUUCUAUGACUGCUGAUUUAAAUAAAUGCCUAAAAUGCCACAUUAAAUCCUUUCUGGUGGUUAAAUA
Xiphophorus maculatus (southern platyfish) is the source of this 3150-nucleotide messenger RNA. RefSeq names its product von Willebrand factor A domain containing 1. Gene Ontology annotation, molecular function: protein binding. The transcript has 5 exons. The record is from RefSeq and is a predicted model, not a curated record. NCBI's taxonomy places the organism in Eukaryota, Metazoa, Chordata, Actinopteri, Cyprinodontiformes, Poeciliidae. Bases 232 to 1713 code for a protein of 493 amino acids.